GAUCCUCUCAAUCAAUCAACAUCUUUCGCACUCUUCGAGUGACGACGACAUUCCUUUUUCAUUAUCAACUUACCCCAGUCAUUCGUUAUCCACGAUCUUUUUAUACGUAAUAUUUAGCUCUACUAAUUCAUCACAAUGAAGUACGCUAUCAUCUUCGCUGCUACCGCCGCAGCCCACCAGGCCUACGGCGGAUAUGGUGCCGAUGCUCACUCCAGCGUCGAGCCAAGCACAACCGCAACCCCCAUUGGCUACACCACCGUUGUUCCCGGCUAUGGCAAGCAGCCGGUCACCGUGACCACCCAGCACCAGGCGUACCCAACCUGUGUGACUCCUGCUUAUGGCGACAAGGGCUGUGCCAAGUGGGGAGAGGACACCUACGUCUCCACUGUCAUCAAGGACUACGACAACAACUACGCUACUGUCACCAACACUGAGCAGCCAGUCGUUGUCUACCACACCAAGACGACCAUUACUCACUCUGCUACUGGAACUGGUGGCUAUGCUGCUCCCACUGGCACUGCCUCCAAGAACGGCACUGCUGACUGCUGGUACGAGCUUUAUGAGAAGAUUGAGGAGGUUCCAUACAAGAACCUUGGCCCCAAGGCUCUUCCCGGAUACAGUGGCUCUGGUCUCUACACCAAGGGUGACAAGGAGCAGCCCGUUCACGUCAAGGAGUACAAGGGUGGAAAGUGGUCCGAGUACGAACAUGUCUACUCCCAUGGCGAGCCCAAGCCAGAGGUCAAGGUUUACGAGAAGCCUGGCGUCUACGUCGUCCCCAGCAAGGACAUGGUAGUCGAUCACCCUGUCGACCACCCUGCUGAGGCUACCACCACCGCCAAGGCUGGUGAGACCUGCACCUACGGCGGACAGUCCGUCACUGCCACUCAGACUGGCUACAUCACUGCUCCCUAUGCUGGCUACAAGACCAAGGUUGAGGGUGACAAGACCAUGACCGAGACUGUCAUCGAGUACACCACCAUCUACGCCUCGACCACCGGUACCUACGAGGUCACCAAGCCCACGACUACCGUCUACGACCACGACACCGAGGUCACUUACCCCACUGCCCAGCACUACGACGCCGGUGUCUACCACCAGCCGGCCCAGACUGUCACCAUCACCUCUGCUGGCCAGGCUUACACCUGCGAGUAUGAGAAGACCAAGGCUACUCCCUCGCCAAUGGUCCCUGGACACGGCAAGGCCUACGGUGGAAACAGCUACGGCUCUUACCCAGCCCAUAAUAGCUCUUCCAUCGCCUACGGCUCUUACCCAGCUGCUUCAACCCCUGCUGCCCAUGGUUCUUACCCAGCUGCUUCCUCCCCAGCUGCUUACGGCUCCUACCCAGCUGCUUCCAGCCCAGCUGCAGUCCACUCCAAGCCAGCCCACUACGGUGGUAACAACUAUGGUGCUUACUCCGCCUCUACCAUGAGCACCGUCCCCGUCCAGGCCUACUCCACUCCCGCUGCUCAAUACCCUGCUUCUUCCAGCCCAGCUGCCUACGAGCACUCUUACCCAGUAGUCUCCUCCCCAGCUGCUUACGGUUCCUACCCGGCUGCCUCUUCCCCAGCUGCCUACCAACCCGCCCCGGCUGUCUCCUCCCCUGCCGCCUACGGCUCAUACCCCGCUGCCUCCAGCCCAGCUGCCUACGAGAACACCCCAGCUGCUUAUGAGCCCGCCCCAGCUGCCUCCACCCCAGCUGCCUACGAGAACACCCCAGCUGCUUAUGAGCCUGCUCCAGUUGCCUCCACCCCAGCUGCCUACGAUUCCUACCCGGCUGUCUCUUCCCCAGCCGCCUACGAGGCCGCCCCAGCUGCCUCCACCCCAGCUGCCUACGAGAACACCCCAGCUGCUUAUGAGCCUGCCCCAGUUGUCUCCACCCCAGCUGCCUAUGAGAACACCCCAGCUGCCUACGAGCCCGCUGCCACCCCCACCCCCGCCGCCUAUGAGAACACUCCCUCCAAUGAAUACUCGUCUGGCUCCGAGGCAUACGGCAGCAGCGAGAAGCCAUCUGAGAGCUACUCUGACUACGCUGCUUACUAAAGCGAAUGUAGUAGUAUAAAUUAUUUCUUUCCUAGAGUUGAAAUAUGUUGAGUUUGGAAAGGUGAUUGUGAGCAAGAUGUUUGUGGAGAGGAGAGAGAGAGAGAAAGGAUAUGAAGGAAAAAGAAACGAGCAAUAGUGAAAAAGGAGAUAAGAAAUGUCAAGUGAAAU
Molecule: messenger RNA, 2208 nt
Organism: Bipolaris sorokiniana ND90Pr
Lineage: Eukaryota; Fungi; Ascomycota; Dothideomycetes; Pleosporales; Pleosporaceae
Exons: 1
Coding region: 136-2040 (634 amino acids)
Source: RefSeq, a predicted model, not a curated record